AGAGUCUACGGAUCUGCAAAUUAUGGGACCCACCAGCAUGGCAACUUUGCCCAGCCUCAUCCUCUUUCUGGCUGCACACCUAACUCAAGGUUCGUGUUUGAUCUGUGAGACCUGUAUAGGUCCAGGAAAAGAUUGCACUGGCUUGAACCGCACCUGUGGAAGGACUGCAGAUGCCUGUCUUACCUUUGUGGGAAUAAAUUCUUUGGGGGCUGAGAAAAUGACUGAGACUGUCAAAACGUGCACUGCUGGCAGGGCCUGCCAGCCUGAACCCGUCAGUGUCACCAUCAACUCGGACAUCCAUUUCUGGAGCACCUCCAGCUGUUGCCGAGAUGACCUGUGCAACAGCAAAAAGUUAAAUGUGCCACCUGUGAAUACCACCCCCAAUGGGCUGACCUGCCCAGCUUGCUUUAACCUUGGUUUUGAUCAGUGCGAAGUGAUCGAGUCUCUGAGCUGCACAGGAGAAGACAAUCACUGCAUAACCUCCUCUGGAACCUUGAGCACUGGUGGUAUCACCCCCAUGAUAUUUGCUGCCAGAGGCUGCAGCUCUGCCUCAGCAUGCUCUCUGCCCCUGAAGACCAGCAUUUACACCGCGGGAAUCACCUUUCACCUCAACAAAAUUGGGUGCAACCCAGCACGGAGAGCCAGCAGCACCUAAGGGAGGCACUGGUGGAGGGUUCGGAAGCCCUGAGGAUGGAGGCCUCUGACAUGAUUCUGCUGGAGGACCCUCUCAGAAGAUUUGCUCCUCACUCUCAUGCAACUUGAGAAUGUGGUCCUUGAAUUAUCUCCUUUACUGAAUUUAAUGAAUAAACAGCAUGAAAAACGA
Candoia aspera is the source of this 823-nucleotide messenger RNA. RefSeq names its product phospholipase A2 inhibitor and Ly6/PLAUR domain-containing protein-like. The record is from RefSeq and is a predicted model, not a curated record. Gene Ontology annotation, molecular function: phospholipase inhibitor activity. Gene Ontology annotation, cellular component: extracellular region. NCBI's taxonomy places the organism in Eukaryota, Metazoa, Chordata, Lepidosauria, Squamata, Candoiidae. Bases 23 to 655 code for a protein of 210 amino acids. The transcript is spliced from 5 exons.